AUGGACGGGGAAAGCCAGCAGCUGAUUGCGGAUUGCUUUUUAAGAACAAUUGUCGAUCCAAGAUCCACCAAUGCUCCCCUUGAACCGCCAGCCACCAAGCAACCAGUCAAAGUGGAGCUGCAAGUUCUACGGCUUAAGGAUGAAUCACAAACGCUUAUCAUGGAAACGCUUAGGGCAAUUCAUGGGGAGUCCUUUCAACUGGGUGAUAUUUCGAAAUACGAGGACAAAGGUGGUCGAAUGAAGAAAGGGUUCUGGCAGGAUCGGGGCAAUCUGGUCAUACAGGGUGGUGUUGAUUUCUCCAACAUUCCACGUACUGGAAAUAGCAACGAGGAUAAGUUUCGAAUGUAUGCAAUAAUGAAGCUGCACAGUUACGCCUUCCAUCGUUCGCAUUGUGAGGAAGCGCUCGAUCACCACAACGGGGAUGUUGACAAUGCUUUGGCGUUACUGUUUUCCAAGUAUUUUCCUCCACCAAACGAUCUGUUAUCGCCGACGGAGGAUCACAACGAAGAUGAGCUGUGUACUUUGCGUGCGGACGAACGGGAAGUGUUGGAAUCGAUUUACGAUAAGUUGUUUGUGGAAAAGGAACAUAAUCGCGUGUGGCAGCUGAAAUUUAAGAUUGAUCAUCUGCUUACGCACAGCCCUUCAGAGAUGAGAAAACAGGCGGAACGAGAAGCACAACAGGCAGAGGAAGAGAAGCGACGUAUGCUGGAAGCGCUGGCAAAGAAGAAAAAGGCUAAGCGUGAAAAAUGCUGGAAUUUUGCGAAAGGCAAAUGCCGCUACGGGAAUCGUUGCCAUUACUCACACGAGCCAGAUGAAUCGGAUAGUGAGGAAAAGAAGGGCAGUAAAAAGACGGAUAAAUCCCCCGACGAGGAUCCGAAUUGGUUCUUUUUGGAAAUUCGGUUUCCACCCGGGAAUCGAUAUCCAUUCGAACGGCCAAUACUGCUGCUGAAAACCACCUGUUCGGAUAUCCCGGAACAGUUGUGCCUUAGAGUGAACCGUCGAUUGGUUCAAGAGUGCAUUGAGCUCACCAACGACGGUAUGCCUUGCAUCUAUGCCGUUGCCGAUUUGCUCCAGAAUGACGCUGAAAUAGCUCGAUUUAUUGAACAAGAUCGAUAUCAAUUUCCGGAUAGUAGGAGAUCUCUCUUCUACGAGCCGGAACAGGACGCAGUGGAAGGUGGCCUUGGAGAUAAUUUACCUACGCACCAUCAGCGUGGCGUCACUGGACGACAAACCGGAUCUAAGGUAAACCCAGAACAGCUGAUGAAAGAGGAUCGUAACAUUGUGCGAAAGUUUAUGGACAAACAAACGAACGAAGCCUACAAGGAGAUGCUGAGGAACCGCCGGAAACUUCCAGCAUGGACGAAGAUGGCGGAAAUCAUCAAUCUUAUGGAAGCGCAUCAAAUUCUCGUCAUCAGUGGAGAAACGGGUUGCGGAAAGUCAACACAAGUACCUCAAUUCCUGCUCGACGAUUGGCUAUUACAAUCAUCCAAAAUGCAAUCGAAGGAACCACUUCGGCAUGUAGAAAUUAUUUGCACCCAGCCACGGCGUCUGUCAGCCAUAGGCGUUGCAGAACGUGUUGCUGAAGAGCGCAAUGAAAAGAUAGGCAAUACGGUCGGUUAUCAGAUCAGAUUGGAGAACAAGAUUUCUUCCUCCACCCGGCUAACAUUCUGCACCACUGGCAUCCUUUUGCGAAGGUUACAAUCCGAUCCGACCCUCACGACCGUGACGCACAUCAUCGUCGACGAGGUGCACGAACGCAGCGAAGAGUCUGAUUUUUUGCUGAUGAUACUGAAAGAGCUGCUGUCCAAGCGUUCAGAUCUGAAGGUGAUCCUCAUGUCGGCAACGCUGAAUUCUAACCUGUUUUCCAGCUACUUUGGCGAUAUUCCUGUGCUGGAGAUACCGGGACGGACGUUUCCCGUGGAACAGUUGUUCCUGGAGGACAUACUGGAGCGCACCGAAUUUGUGCUAGAGCCCGAUUCUCAGUUUUGCCGCAAGCUGCGCAAGGGAGAGUAUGAACUAUUGACGCAGGAACUGGAAUAUUCGGAUGUGAAGGCAGCCAAUGUGGCACCGGCAAAAACGAUUCGGGAUGAAAAUUUAAAAAUGGCCGACAUAUUUGCGCGAUACGCAGACUAUUCGAAACAAACUUGCAAAGCACUGUAUCUUAUGGAUCCUCUUCGUAUCAAUCCGGAACUUAUCGAACAUGUGCUAACGUACAUUGUUGACGAUGCUUCGCACAGUUGGCCUAGAGAAGGUUCAAUAUUGAUCUUCCUGCCUGGUCUAGCCGAAAUACAAACCGUUCAUGAAUCGCUUGCCGAAAGCAAACUGUUUGGUGCCCGGGGUGAUCGGUUCGUGCUGAUUCCGCUACACUCAAUGCUCACGAACGAGGAACAAGCUCUCGUUUUUCGUAAACCUCCCAAAGGGAAGCGGAAAAUAGUGCUCAGUACGAACAUUGCCGAAACAUCCGUUACCAUCGAUGACUGUGUGUUUGUGAUUGACUGUGGCCAGAUGAAGGAGAAGCGUUUUGACUCCAACCGUAACAUGGAAUCGCUCGAGAUGGUAUGGGUAUCGCGUGCAAAUGCUCUCCAGCGUAAAGGCCGUGCCGGUCGUGUAAUGCCCGGUGUUUGCAUCCAUUUGUACACACGGCCACGAUUUACACACCACAUUCUUGGCCAACCCGUCCCAGAAAUCCAUCGUAUACCGCUCGAACCGUUACUGCUGCGUGUCAAAACGCUUUUCACGUUCCAGGAACGCUCACUGAAUGAGGUGCUUGGCGCACUUAUUGAACCACCUAGCGUGGAAACCAUUCAAGCGGCCAAGAAGCGUCUCAUCGAUGUCGGUGCAUUGGAUUUGGACGAACAGCUGACACCGCUAGGUCACCAUUUGUCCGCGCUCCCGGUGGACGUGCGGAUAGGGAAGUUGAUGCUGUUCGGUGCGAUCUUCCAGUGUCUGGACAGUGUGCUUACGAUGGCCGCAAUGCUCAGCUACAAGAGUCCCUUCGUAUCUCCGUUCGGCAAGCGCGAUGAAGCCGACAAUCGGAAACGGCAGCUUGCGAUCGCCAACAGCGACCAUCUAACGAUGCUCAAUGCCUACCGCCGUUGGAUGGAAGCAGCACAAAAAAGUCGCUACGCAGGGCAGUGCUUCGCGGAACAAAACUAUCUUUCCGGCAAAACAUUGGCCACGAUCGGGGAAAUGAAGUAUCAGUUUCUAGAGCUGCUCGUUUCGAUCGGAUUCGUGCCGAUCGAUCUAUCCGGUCGAUCCCGUACCAAAAGGCAACAGCUGGACGAUGUUCAAAAACUUACCGGAGCCGAAAUCAAUGUGAACGGGUCGAAUAAUCGUCUGCUUGCAGCCAUCCUGUGUGCUGCGCUCUAUCCAAACGUGGUGAAAAUUCUUACACCGGAAAAAAGCUUCGUCACCGGUGCAGUAGGGGCCGUGCCGCGACUACCGCAGGCUUCCGAUUUGCGCUUCAAAACCCAAGAGGAUGGUUACGUCGCUUUACAUCCAUCGUCGGUAAACGCUACCGUAGGACACUUCGGCUCUCCGUUUCUAGUGUACCAGGAAAAGAUGAAAACUUCUCGGAUUUACAUUCGCGAAACGACCAUGGUACCGCUACUGCCGAUGGUACUCUUCUCGGGUAGCGAUCUGCAAAUCGAGCUGCAUGGUGGAGAUUUUGUAAUUUUGCUGGAGGGUGGCUGGUUGAUGCUGCAGGCGGCCACGCAUCAGAUUGCGGAAAUGAUGAAGUUCCUGCGCCUGGAGCUGGCCAAAAUGUUGGAGCUGAAAAUUAGCGAUCCACUGUUGAACUUGAUGAACCAUGAGCACGGCAAACGCGUCAUCGAUACGAUCGUACACCUUAUUAGCAAGGAGUAG
Molecule: messenger RNA, 3864 nt
Organism: Anopheles marshallii
Lineage: Eukaryota; Metazoa; Arthropoda; Insecta; Diptera; Culicidae
Product: putative ATP-dependent RNA helicase DHX57
Exons: 3
Coding region: 1-3864 (1287 amino acids)
Cellular component (GO): intracellular anatomical structure
Molecular function (GO): protein binding; metal ion binding; ATP binding
Source: RefSeq, a predicted model, not a curated record